AUGGCUUUGAAAUUGGACAUGAAGAAAGCCUAUGAUCGUUUGGAGUGGAGCUUCAUUGAGGGGAUUCUGAUCCAGUUUGGCUUCUGUAAGAAGUGGGUGGACAUGGUUAUGGCAUGUAUUACCUCAGUCUCUUAUGAGAUCUUGAUUAAUGGGGCUGUUCGUGGCGUUGUUACCCCUACCAGAGGCAUUAGGCAUGGUGACUCACUUUCCCUAGCCAUUUUCGUGUUAUGCUCCCAGGCUCUAAGCUCUGUCUUGAAGCAAGCGAAAGAGAGGAACUUGAUUCACAGUAUUAAGAAUCGAGUUUGGAAAGUGGAGCUAAUUAGGGGAGUCUUUCACCCUGUGGAUGAGGCAGAGAUCUUAAAUAUUCAAUUGAGUGUGUUCAAUAGACCUGAUAUACAGGUUUGGGGUGUUUCUAAGAGCGGCGUAUACUCUUCCAAGUCGACUUACCAUCUCCUGAACAAUCUGGAAGAGAGGAAGCGAAGUAUGGCUGCAGCUUCCCCCUCUCAUAUGGAGAACCAAAUCCCAAACUCUACUUGGAAAAGGAUUUGGUCUUGCAACUCCUUACCUAAAAUCAAAAGUUUCUUGUGGAGGGCCUGCUUGAAUGCCAUUGCUUGUGCAGAUAAUCCGAGGAAGAAAUGCAUCCUCAUUGAUCCCCUCUGGAGUAGAUGUGGUAGAGCCUUGAAAUCAACUAACCACCUUCUCUUGGAUUGUGAUUUUUCCAGGGCUGUAUGGUUUGGAUCUCGAUUGUCCUUUGUUCCCCCAUCUCAAGACCCGCAGAUUUCCAAAGCCAUCCAUUGUUGGGGGUCCCUUUCUCCAUUCGACAAGGUAGCUAGCAAAGUGAUCAUUAGUUUUGCCUCCUUCUUAUGCUCGAAUUUAUGGCUCUCCCGAAAUGAUCUUACUUUCAAUGGUAAGAACUCAUCCCCGCAGGAGGUUAUUCAACAAGCUGAAAGAAGUUUCUUAGAAUUCAAAGAGGGUGUCACCAAGUCUUCAGUCCAGAGUAAUCAAAGUCCUACACCAGCUCAAUCUUCUACUCCUACAUCUUGGACCCCUCCGGCUCCUCAGUUAGUAAAGAUGAAUGUGGAUGCAACGCUAAACAAAGGCAAAGGGGGCAUUGGUUUGGUGGUUAGAAACUCAACAGGAAUCCCUUCCUUAGCAGUAUCCUAUCCGAUGGUCUUCUCGUCCCCUCUUCGGAGUGAAGCUCUUGCAAUUAGAGUUGGGCUCUUGGAAGGCAUAUCUGAAGGAUUGGACUUCUUAAUGGUGGAAUCUAACUGUAAAGAGUUGAUCUCCUUGGUAUUCGGUUCUCAGUCAACUACUCCUCCUGAGGUUUAUACUAUUUUGCAGGACAUUAGAGAGCUGAGAGGCUACUUCAGGGAAUGUACUUUCCACCAUGUUUCUAGGGAGAAUAACAGCAUGGCUGACUCCCUAGCAAGGAGGACGAUUUCCUUAGCGUGUAGGAUUUCCUGGCCCAUUUCCACUACUUGGAUGUCUGACCUUGUAACUUGA
Molecule: messenger RNA, 1503 nt
Organism: Telopea speciosissima
Lineage: Eukaryota; Viridiplantae; Streptophyta; Magnoliopsida; Proteales; Proteaceae
Exons: 2
Coding region: 1-1503 (500 amino acids)
Molecular function (GO): nucleic acid binding; RNA-DNA hybrid ribonuclease activity
Source: RefSeq, a predicted model, not a curated record